UAGACAAGGCGAGAUCAUGUGAGAAUCCAUUUUCUUGUCACCAGCUGACAGCUAGUGGUCGAUACUUUGCAAUUUAUUGUUCGUAAUUUUGGAAAAUAUACGAACAAAAUGGGCUGCAAAAUCUGCGGACCUAAGCUGUCGCUAUGCGGGCUUGUAUUGAGCGUGUGGGGAAUCAUACAAUUGACUUUGAUGGGCGUCUUCUAUUAUAUCAGAGCUGUUGCUCUGUUGGAGGAUCUCCCACUUGAGCACUCGCCAGAUGAAAAGGUGGACGAUCCUAUUGAACACUUCAUCGCUUUAGCCGAAAGAGGAUACACUCAGAAUGCCUACAACUGCUGGAUCGCUGCAUUAUUAUAUGUCAUCACUCUUGUGGUGUCUGGACAUCAGUUCUGGAUGAACAACCGCUCUUCAGUUAGUAUGUAAAUGGUAUUGGUGAAUAGUAAUGUUGUUAUCUUACUGUUGAAUAAUUCCAUUCCAUUAUUAUUUAAACUUUUUCUCUAUAGAAAAAAGUAUUGAGAUGUGCUUUAACAAAUCUAUGAGUCUAUGAAGAGUUAUAUACUAUCAGAGCAGUCGUAAAAUUCAUUUAUGUAUUACAUAGGUCUUCUAUUUAUUGUAAAACUCCAUUUUGUGUUGUAAUAGUUAAUACCUUGUUACCGUAUGUGUGAAUUAUAAGCUAAAUGCUAAGCAUGAAAUGUCAUCACUGAGCUUAAUUUUAUGUUAUGUAAAAAUACAGAUGGGUGAAGAGAAUAAAACCACUUGAAUUUAAAUCUAGAUACUAGGCUUGAUAAUGUGAAUACUGGCCAUUGAAAUUGUGUUACAAAAUUUAUUAUGCUUAAGUGUUCAAUUCCUGUGAAUGAAUUCUAUAUUGUACAUAAUAUAUCUCUUAUUGUAGGUACACUGUAAAAUGCUUAGAAUUUCUUGAAGUAAAAGUAUUAAUAUUUA
Manduca sexta (tobacco hornworm) is the source of this 939-nucleotide messenger RNA. RefSeq names its product ribonuclease kappa. Gene Ontology annotation, molecular function: RNA endonuclease activity. The coding region runs from base 109 to 420 and encodes 103 amino acids. The record is from RefSeq and is a predicted model, not a curated record. The transcript is spliced from 3 exons. NCBI's taxonomy places the organism in Eukaryota, Metazoa, Arthropoda, Insecta, Lepidoptera, Sphingidae.